GGAUGACACCUUCAUUUUGUGUGAUAAUGGUUCGGAUGGGAGUACAAUAAUAACUGAAUUCAAUGAAGUAAAUUUGGCUAUGAAAUUCAUUUGCGAAGAGGAAUCCCAAAACAGAAUUAAGUGUCUUCCUGGAUGUCCUCCUUACAAGAAAACCAGAUGAUAGCAUAAAAAGAAAUUAGCAUAGGAAAAGUACAUGGACAGAACAAUAUACACAUCUGCACAGCUUCGUUCCGCUCAAGUUAAAAAGAAAUUCAGUCAAGAUUCUCAGCCACACACAGUUAGAGCUAUAUGCUCAGAAGAAGUAAUUGAAGAUGAAUUAAGUAUUGUACAUGAUACUUUGAUCGAAAAUAUCUAUACCGAAAAAUUUAUCAAGAAACACAUGACAAAGAAAGCGGAAAAGAAGCCACUUUAUAUACGACUGCAAUUCAACGGCGAUAUACCAAGUGAGAUAAUUACGAAGAAAUUGAGAAAAUCAGUUCAAAGAAAUGUUAAUCCUGGCCAACUACACGUAUUAUUCUCUACACGACCGAUGAUGUUACCUCGACUGAAAGCUGAAGCACCUAGACUAGCUAGCCACUUCAAAUUGUAUCUACCGAUUCAUCUGCGCUUGUGGAGAGAGUUAUAUCGGCUAUUGCUCUAGGAACUUGGUUUUUCGUGCUCGCUAGGGAGUAUCUACCAGUACGAUUAAGUAAAGGCGUAGUUAAAACCAUCAACAGUUCGAUAUUGGACCAUCUGGUACAAACCGGCCACAAAACCAGCCAGCAUUGAAGAAUCCUUU
This is a messenger RNA of Trichobilharzia regenti, 778 nucleotides long. Lineage: Eukaryota; Metazoa; Platyhelminthes; Trematoda; Strigeidida; Schistosomatidae. The record is from the annotation of a GenBank genome assembly.